AACCACGCAAACUCCCCCCAAAACUCCCAAACACUUCACUAAAAUCCCACAACCUUUUUCAUGACUUUCUCCCCUCCCAUCGUCGCACACUUUCGCAAAUAUAUUCGUCAGCAUGGCUGACUCCUGCAUCGUCUGUCUCGAAGACUUGGACUCCGUUCCUGAUCCAGCCGUUCACGAUGAUCGUCCACAUGCGGGUGCAGUGGCGGCACAGGCCACUGAUUUGGACCUGCCACAACCAAAUCCCAGCACAACCAUAAACAACUUGGCUAUUGCUCUGAUAAAACCGUGCGGUCAUAUUCUACACGACGAAUGUUUGCGGGAAUGGUCACAGCAGGCUAAUAGUUGCCCCAUUUGUCGCCAAGCAUUCAAUCUGGUCGAGGUCUUAGAUAAGGUUGGAGGUAUGUUACCCCUUGGACCCGAAUAUCUCCCCCACGCAAUCGCACAACCUGCGAAUAAUUCCUCUUUCUGCGAGCGACUCCUCCAGUUCAAAAUUAUCCUUCAGUAAUGAAGGGCUUACUUGUCAGGGCUGAGUCGCUCACUGCAGCUGGAAGUCAGCUAAAGGAGGGGCAGUGUCACAUUCAGCUACAAUUAUUUCAAGUGCUAACUAUUUUCGCCAGGUACUGUCAUUUCGGAGUACGAGGUCGAGGACAAGAAACAAGUGGCCGAAUUCGACCCGAGUGCUUGGAUUGAGGAUGAAGAGGAGGAAGAACCAGCACGCCCCUGCCCCAUCUGCGGAGAGGCAGAUCAAGAAGAUGUCCUUUUACUCUGCGACGCAUGCGAUGCCCCGUACCAUACACACUGCACUGGUCUCGAUCGCGUUCCAAAUGGCCACUGGUUUUGUAUGGAAUGCGAACAUGAAGGUGCAUAUGAGAGAGCUGCGUCACCAUCUGGAACGCCUCUGAGAGGAAGAUUGGCACCUAGAACCUUAGCUACAGUUCGCAGAGCCCGCCACCGGACAAGGGCAGAUCACUGGCAAGGUGCUUGGAGUAUGUUGAGUAGGAGAAUUCACGAUGUCAGUGGAUUGGACCUGGAUUUCUCCGACGACGACCAAAACUUGUCCGAUUACAGGGUAUCCCAACAUCGGACCGACGAUGAGCAAAGACGGUUCAGUCAGUGGCAACGCCGGAUCAAUAUUGCAACUCGACAAGGAGCCAGAGACGCUUUUCGCGCUGCUGUUCCUUCAAGUAUCCGUCCAGAAACCCCCGUCGAGUCAAUCGAGGAAACGAGGGCAUGGAACGCGUUUGAAAAAGCCAAGGAAAUGGAUACAGCCAGUCCAAACCGUCGGAAGAGAAAGUCAAGGUCUGUUACAGCUUCACCAUGUGAGGGCCCCUCAGUACCGGCAGAGCCAGAGCGCAAGCUCAAACGACCACGUACUCGCAGAGUUCUGGACAGGCCAGAAUCGGCAGCCUCACCGUCGGUUGCGAGUUCAAGUCGUCCUAUCAGCAGCAACCGCUCAGGGUCGCCAAGUACAAGACAUCUGAACGAUGCGAAUGGACAGCCCUCAUUUCUCUCGUCGCUCUUGAAAGAGGUGGAAAUGCAUCAUGGUUCGGAUGACGAGCGCUCUACCUACUCCUCGACUACUAUCUCAGCCCCCAACAGAGUCACCAGCCCCAUUGAUUACUCCUCUCCAGCUGCUUCGCCCACUUCAUCCUCACCAUAUCACACACCCCGAGCAAUGUCUACUACUCCACCCCCACACUUCACCGAUCGAUCAAGAUCUCCACUAACACUGACUUCUCAUAUCGAACCAAUAUUCCCUCCCGCCAAUUAUUCUCCAAAUCGAUCGUCCCCAGACAAUAAAACAGAACAUGAUCAUCAGUGCUCUUCGCCAACAACCGAAAUCCGCCAACCACGUCCAAGACAAAGACCCGUAAAGUUACCUCGCUCUGAGGAUAGCUCACCUGUUCGAGCCGCUAUGUCCAUCGAAGCCAAAGAAGACAUCAAUAAAAUCGUCAAGUCCGCGCUUGCACCACAUUGGAAAGCCGCUGCGCUGACAAAAGAACAAUACGCCGACAUUAAUCGCGACAUAUCAAGAAAGUUAUACGAGAUCGCCGCCGAACAACGAAUCAACGAUGAUUCUGGCCACGAGCUUGGAAAGAUCGCUACAACAGAGGUAGCAAAUGCUGUGAAAUCACUAAAGGCUUAAACGACGACACGUACAUUUCGACUAACAUGGCGAACUGGCAUUGCAUUUCGGGAAUUUCAAGGCGCAACUGAGAGAUACCCGUUACAGGCAUUGGGAGGGGGUGUUUGACUGGCGUAUUUAGGGGAUUGAGGGAUAAAUGUUAUCAAACGACUGGAUAUGAUUUGGCAUUUCCAGGGCGUUUAACGGUGACUAGAUGCAUUCUCUGCGACAAAUCUGCAUGGAUUGCAUGAUACUGUGUAUAGAUGAAUGGAUUCAAUUACUACUUGUUCUAAAC
This is a messenger RNA of Cadophora gregata, 2420 nucleotides long. RefSeq lists its product as uncharacterized. The transcript is spliced from 2 exons. The record is from RefSeq and is a predicted model, not a curated record. NCBI's taxonomy places the organism in Eukaryota, Fungi, Ascomycota, Leotiomycetes, Helotiales, Ploettnerulaceae. Bases 842 to 2146 code for a protein of 434 amino acids.